Ogataea haglerorum is the source of this 750-nucleotide messenger RNA. RefSeq lists its product as uncharacterized. The transcript has 2 exons. The record is from RefSeq and is a predicted model, not a curated record. Gene Ontology annotation, molecular function: RNA binding; structural constituent of ribosome. Gene Ontology annotation, biological process: cytoplasmic translation. Bases 1 to 750 code for a protein of 249 amino acids. Lineage: Eukaryota; Fungi; Ascomycota; Pichiomycetes; Pichiales; Pichiaceae. Gene Ontology annotation, cellular component: ribosome.
AUGUACUUAGACGUUUUCAGAAGACAAGAGACGACAACCACGGGUCACUUCUUCUCGGACUUCCAGAAGGUCACGAACGUUGAGUACUCGUCUGCCACGCGCACAAUUGCCGCGGCCAUCACGUCGUUCGCGUCGAGCGUCGACGCAGACUCGCUCGUCACCGACGCCUCAGGGACGGCAGUCGCGUCGCUGCUGGGCGUCGCGAGCACAUCCACCACGGAGGACACAGCCACGCCGUUGACGGCGAGCGCCUCCAGCUUUGCAUCGAAAACGUCGUCUGCUGGUUCUCCAGACACGGUUUCGCCCAAAUGGGGCUACAUCGUGGCCCUGCUCGCUCGCGCUUCUGCGGUAGGCUUAAAAGUAAUCACGAGUGUAGCUCUCUCCGUCCUAACCUCUCAGACUAAGAAAAACCAAAAAGUCGCCAAGAAGUUCACCGUCGACUGCUCCGGCCCAACCGAGAACGGUGUCUUCGACCCAGCCUCGUACGUCAAGUACCUUGUCGAGCACAUCAAGGUCGACGGCCACCUGGGAAACCUCGGCAACGACAUCACCGUGUCGCAGGAGGGCGCCGCCAAGGUGGUGGUUGUGUCCACCACCAAGUUCUCCGGAAAGUACCUCAAGUACCUCUCCAAGAGAUACCUCAAGAAGAACCAGAUCAGAGACUGGAUCAGAUUCGUGUCGGUCAAGAAGAACGAGUACCAGCUGCAGUUCUACAGCGUUGCUGUUGACGACGACGAGGACGAGGAGUAG